UAUUUUGACAAUUUUGUCUAACUAAUUGUCUUUACUGUAUUGUUAUUUGUUUUGUGUUAAAUACAUGAAUCUAGUAUAAAAUAUAGGAUCCUACCUUCUAUGGCAUACACUCUUUGAAGUCUAAAAUUCAAUUAAAAUAUUUAUUGGAAAGCGUAUGUAAGGUUUUAAUUAAUAUUACGUAGUAUUAUUACUUGUUCUGUGAUAUUACUUCGUACUUGAAGACCGAGGAACGUGAAACUUCAUAGCAACUGAAAACGAAGGUCCUGAAAAUGGAUCAAACCCAAACCGGAGCCAGUAAAUUUAGAGCUCAUCUUCGCACAUCAAUAAACGUUGAUGAUAUAGCAAAUAUGACUAGAAUUCUUGAUCAAGAACUGCUCGAUUCUCAAAACACUUUAAACGAGAUUUCAAACAUAUUCGCUUCCAUCAACGAUUUUAAAAACAGCAAUUUAUCAGUUCACAACUUUGACAGAGACGCCGUUUCUAAAUUUGUAGACGCGGAGCCUUUAAAACUGGUAACGCCAGACUUUGGGGGCAUUAAAUUUGAGGGUGAAGUUGAUGAAAUUUUGGCAACUAUGAAGAAAUAUGCUGACCAUUUAAAAAAUAAUUUACCUGUUAUUGAAAAACAAACAAAUAUGAAGGAAACAGUUAAUAAUUCGGAACCGAUUGAUGUUAGUCAGUAUGCUGCUAGUUUGGAGCAACUGAAUAAGCGCCUGGCUCAUAUAAGACAGAACCUGAGGCAAGAAGCAACUACAAAGGAUUUGAAUAUGGAGCAAAAGUUGGAAACCUUGAAUCAAAAUAUUAAGCUAUUUAAAGAGAUGACGGAAGGAAAUGCUUUGUUAAGCAAAUGCAGUGCAAAAAGUGGAGAAAACAUUCAAAAGGAACAUAACUCAACAAGCCAAUAUGAGGAAAUAGUCAAUAAGUUACUGUCUGGUAUCAAUGAUGUUACAUAUUUAAGGCAAAAUAAGUGUUAAAUAGAGAAAUAAGUUAAAAAGGGUUUUUAGGAAUUUUGUAUCAUAUACAGGUCUACUACUUAACACAUUUAGUGCCAGCAACCUGCCAGGCGGGCGCUCUGUUCGUUCGUAGUCGCUGUUUUUUAUAUAAGUAUGGGAUUUUGCAUGUUACCAGCUACGCUCGUAGCGCGUAGCACUCUGCACUGAAUGUGUUUACAAAUUUUAUGACAUAUUAGUCAUAUUUAUUGUAUCUUUCCCAACAAUAUGAUGUACCUAUAAUAAAACAUAUUAUAACAUU
Cydia strobilella is the source of this 1248-nucleotide messenger RNA. RefSeq lists its product as uncharacterized. The record is from RefSeq and is a predicted model, not a curated record. Bases 270 to 971 code for a protein of 233 amino acids. Lineage: Eukaryota; Metazoa; Arthropoda; Insecta; Lepidoptera; Tortricidae. The transcript has 2 exons.